Molecule: messenger RNA, 1233 nt
Organism: Drosophila serrata
Lineage: Eukaryota; Metazoa; Arthropoda; Insecta; Diptera; Drosophilidae
Product: seminase-like
Biological process (GO): proteolysis
Molecular function (GO): serine-type endopeptidase activity
Source: RefSeq, a predicted model, not a curated record
CCUUAACCGAGAAACUUGGUUGGACAGAGUUUAAAGUAAAACAGUUAAUGUUCCUUUAAAUCUAACUAUGACUUUCUUGCACUCAAGUUUUUCCGAAUACAAAACGUUGACUGCCUUUGAUCUUAGUUGAUUAAAAACGCUCCCGGAAAGAAGUUUUUUCUGUUAUUUGUUAUUAAUUGUGACUGACAUUCGCCAACUGUCAAUCAAAUAUGUUGAACCAACGACUUCUGUUCAUUUUUCUGCUGAUAAGCACUCUGCUAUGCAUGCAGGUCCUUGGUCAGGAUUACAAUGACACCAAUUCCACGGUCAUUCCGCGCGUAGUCGGUGGUGAUGUAGUUACCAAUCCGGAUAUUGGCGGUUACCUUGUGGCUUUGCGCUACAACAACACCUUAACAUGCGGUGGGACUCUCGUUCAUGACCUUAUUGUCAUCACCGCAGCCCACUGCUUCAAUGAUUCGAUGAAGAUGGAUAAGUUGGUUGCCAUUGGCGGCGUCUCCACGAUCGACGAGACAGGGGUACGCCGACAUAUUGAGAACUUUAUCAAACACGACCCCAUUGAGAUGGACGUUGCCGUGCUACUCCUGGACGGACCAAUGGUGGGCAAUGGGAUCGGGAAGCUAAAGCUCUGCAAGACGCCCCUUAUGGUCGGCAUGAGCUUGACCGUCGUUGGAUUUGGUAAGACCUCAAAACAAGGCACUGGACCGAGCAAAUACCUGCGAAAAGCCAUAGUGCCCAUUGUUUCCAAGGAAUAUUGUACCAAAGCCUAUCGCGAAUUGUCUAUCCAAAUUACGAAUAGUAUGCUGUGCGCCUCUGCGAUGGGAAAGCGCGAUGCCUGCUUCAUUGACUCCGGAGGUCCAUUGGUUUUCCAGAACCAGCUAUGUGGCAUAGUAUCCUUUGGGGAAGGAUGCGCCAGCAUCCGAUAUCCCGGUGUCUACACGGAUGUCAGAUACGCAAGAUCCUUUAUCAUAAACAGUUUUAAAAGCUUGAUGCAAAAGAGGAAAAGAAGUCGCAAUCGAUCGUAGCUCUUAGGGUAAUUUUUGUGGUGGGAUACUCUAGGUUCUUUGAGCGUGAAGUUACUUAUAUGAAAGAAAAUGGUAUUCUUUGGCAACUACUGGGAAUUUUAAUCUGAUUUUAUUUUAUUUAAGAAGUAGACAUAAGUUGUGAGUUAACCUUAGCUAAAAGACUUGGUUUAAUAAAGAUUUUUAGGAACGUCUGAACAACUGAUAUGCAAAA